Molecule: messenger RNA, 3038 nt
Organism: Poecilia latipinna (sailfin molly)
Lineage: Eukaryota; Metazoa; Chordata; Actinopteri; Cyprinodontiformes; Poeciliidae
Gene: hoxa13a
Product: homeobox A13a
Exons: 2
Coding region: 1291-2196 (301 amino acids)
Biological process (GO): regulation of DNA-templated transcription
Molecular function (GO): DNA binding; DNA-binding transcription factor activity, RNA polymerase II-specific
Source: RefSeq, a predicted model, not a curated record
AAGGACACGAUAACGUUGCUGUUUUGUUUCCAACGCCACGCAGCCCUCAAAGUUAGACAGCAAGCGAGAAGAAGCGGGCAAGGACUAGUUCGUGAGAGAAAACGCACUAGAGAAACAAAACAAAAUGAUAGUAAAAGUUAGUGCCCUCCAAUAGCUUUUCAUUAGGACAGGAAUUCUCACCCUUCUUCCGCUCUUUUCAAGCGCUCAGACGGGGCCCUUCAAAGCCUGAAUGGUGCGACGGGCUGGACUGCCAGACAACAACAACUUUCAACUUGACCUUGGCCUCCAACUGCGUCUCACCUCCCUAUGUAAAACACAGCCAAGUCCAGGGCUCGCCUUCUGACUUCGCAUGCUAUAAACACGUAGGAAGCCGAAUGUCUUCAAUAUUUGGAACGAUAAAUCAGACUUUUACUUCAUCUGUGUUUCCUUUGUUUUAUAGGAGGGUAGAAAAAUCUCAGGCCAUUUGUGUCUCGCAGAGAUACUCGCAAUGUAAAUCACUUAAAGUGGGCUCCUUUCUAUAAGGCGGAUCCCACAGAGUAUAGUGGAAAGGGGUAUUCCUGGACAUUCCUGUAUUGCGUAUAACCCGUAGCGUUUGUCAUAGUCGCACCACCGAGGUAUUCGCGUAGUAGAUUGUGCUCAAUUUAAGAAACAAAUCAAGUACACUAGUUGCUUUAAUGAGUUUAUUCUUUAACAAUAUCGAUUCAUGCAAAUGUAAGCCUGAAAUGAAGACAAAGAGGGGGCGAUGUGCGUACGCAAAAGCAUUGCACAUUGGUUAUGCGUGCAAGUGACUGAAUAAAAAUCGUCAAAAUAGCAAAAAAAAACGAAAUCGUUAUUUCAGCAAAAAAAAAAAUUUUAUUUGAUUCUCAUUUGACCGUGCUAUAUGAUAAAAAAAACAUCCAAAGUGUGAAUAUCUCCUUGUUUAAACACCUAAAAUGUAGAUAUAGCUUAUGAUCCUACACACAAAAAAGUAAUUUCAUAUGCGCCAUUUUGUUCAAUGGGAAACACACCAGCAAACUCAGUUAAAUCUGCAGGGACAAAAGCAAAAAUCCCCUCAUAUGUACCAUCACCUUACUUCGCCGCAUUAUUCUCCAUGUAAUUAUCUGCUGAUGUUUACCGUCCUCUUUGCAUAGCCCCGGUCACAUGAGGAAGUCUUGGCCAAUAAGAGCCAACCUCUGCACUCCUGUGCGCGUCAGAGCGGCUUUUACUCACUGAGAGCCCCACCAUCUCCUUUUUUCAGUCACUGGUCUUUUUUAAAAAGAGUCAGAAGCUUCCGAUGUUGGAUGCCGUGCUAUGACAACGUCACUGCUCCUCCGUCCUCGCUGGGUCGACCCGUCGGUGAUGUUCCUCUAUGACAACGGCGGCGGUUCCGACGAAGCGAGCAAAAACAUGGAGGGUUUCCCGGGUGGCAACUUCGCCGCGAAUCAGUGCAGGAAUCUGAUGGCGCACCCCGCGUCCCUGGCACCCAGCGCCGCUGCGGCUUAUUCCUCCGGGGACGUGCCUGCCUCCGGUGUGGGCGAACCAGUAAAGCAGUGCAGCCCCUGUUCAGCGGCUCAAAAUUCCACCAGCGCGUCCCUGCCGUACGGGUACUUCGGCUACCCGUGCAGGAUGUCGCAUCACAGCGGCAUUAAGUCAUGCGGAGCACAGCCACCUUCUGCGUAUGGGGAGAAAUACAUGGACACGGCUGCCUCGGGAGAGGAGUUCUCAUCUCGGGCGAAGGAAUUUGCUUUCUAUCCAACUUACCCUUCUGGGCCAUACCAACCUGUCCCAAGUUACCUCGACGUCCCCGUGGUGCCUACAAUCAGCGCUUCGUCAGAAGCCAGACACGAGUCCCUGCUGCCCAUGGAGAGCUACCAACCUUGGACUCUCGCCCCCAACGGGUGGAACAGCCAGGUUUAUUGCGCCAAGGAACAGCCUCAGCCUGGGCAUAUGUGGAAGUCCUCUCUGCCAGACGCAGUGUCCCACGCAGCAGGAGACGUCGGCUCGUUCCGGCGCGGGAGAAAGAAGCGCGUGCCAUACACCAAGGUGCAACUGAAGGAGCUCGAGCGAGAGUACGCCGCCAAUAAAUUCAUCACGAAGGACAAACGGAGGCGGAUAUCUGCCCAGACCAACUUGUCUGAGCGGCAGGUCACGAUAUGGUUUCAGAACAGACGAGUCAAGGAGAAAAAGAUUGUCAACAAACUGAAGACGAUCAGCUAGUUGAUUAUAAUUUCUGAUUGCCGUUAUUAAUAUUAUAUGGGACAUAAUCUGUUGGAGAUGUACAGGCCUGCGGGUGUUUGGACACGUGGAUUUGGACACCGUGCUCCUUUGCUGACUGAACAUGAUUCAAAUUUGAUGUAGGCAAAUGAUUUCCGGGAGCCUCUGGAACAAACUUUCCUGGGGCCUCUGAAGGCCGGACCAUUUUUUUUUUUUUUUUUUUUUUCCCUGCCUCUUGUUAAAUACUAAAUUGGACAGAGAGCUUGAGACAAUAUACAAAUAUAGUGCCAGCAUGUGUGACUUUUUAUUUUAUUUUAUUUUAUUUUUUUAAUAUAUAUUUCCAUUUUGUUUCUAUUUUUAUUUUUUAUUUUUUGGCAUUCCUCUGUACACAGAGGUGUGCGCCACCGAGCUACACCUUUAUCUUUUAACAAGGGCAAUAAAUAGACGAGUCACAGGAAAUUCUGCCGUUUUGGGGGGAUUUGGACCUUGGAAAUGUUAAAUAUUAAACCAUCCUGGCUUCCUUUUUUAAAGCCUGUUCUCGUGCUUAGCUUGUAUGAAGUCUAUAGUCUUACCGUAUGGAUCCUCCAUGCUUUCGUUCAUAUGCAGUCCAUGGUGCAAUUCCUAUUGUAAUACUUAUAAAUAUUUCGUCCAGGAGAUGUGCUUGUACCAAUCAUAGCUCCUGCAAUGUACGUGUGUGUCUUCAUGUGGUUGUAUAUCAGUGUAAAAGUAAAUCCCAGCAUGAUAUCCAUGUUAUGUGUGUAUGUAUGUAUGUGAGAGUGCGUAUGGUUGGUGUUAAAAGUCCGUCUCUGCAAUAAAAUGUGGACUUGGUUGAAUUUUUUAUCCAA